Trichobilharzia regenti is the source of this 1035-nucleotide messenger RNA. The record is from the annotation of a GenBank genome assembly. Lineage: Eukaryota; Metazoa; Platyhelminthes; Trematoda; Strigeidida; Schistosomatidae.
AUGGAUUGGUUAAUGGGUAAAGCAAGGGGAGUAAGUCGCGGGUUUAUGCAUUCCCCUUCAAAUGUCGUGUCUUCAGCAGUGACAGAGCCAAUUUCAAUCGUUCAUAAUAGCGCAUGUGCUUCUCCAAAUGAUACAUCGCCUGUAAAUACCAUCAUUCCAACUUCUGAAAAUGACAACAGACGUUCUCCUAUUCCUAUUAAGGAUUACACCUUCAGUGAGUCACGUAAUAGCUUAACGAUACGCUCACGUGCAUCUUCUCCGCUUUCGAUAAAUGUUCCAUCUCAGUUGACCGAUAAGUCUCCGCAUUCUCCGGGGUUAAAUACGAAAAAAGAAAGCAAUAUGGAUUCGAACAAAACACCGAUGUAUAUGAAAAACUUUUAUGUUUCACAACAAUUACCAAUGUCUUUGGACUCAUCUUACCCGGAGUUUUGUGAUGUUGUCGAGCCGUUUCCAGCAAUGGAUACCAACGAAUGGCUAGCAGCACAUACUAUUGCUCUAUUCGAUAACCUUAGCACAAUAUUUGAUGCUGUCUAUGAGCUGUGCGUUUGCACAAGCUUAUGGGAAUCUUUGAAAGAUUCAGGAAUCCAAAAUAUUGUGUCUUCUCUUCUGCUUGAAAUUUCAACAAGCCCAUUGGGUGUACAAGGUGAAGAUGACCGAAGUAAGAAAAGCAAGGGUCUCAUUGUGGGCUCUAUUGCUCAGUAUAGUAGGAUUUCGGCUCGUCAGGCAAUAGAUGGUGUUCUAUCUUCGUGUCAUGAUCUUAUUCAGUGUCCUCGUAUAUUUCCUAUAAGAAAUGGAGAGCAGUUCCCAUCUGAUUUGCCUCAGUAUGUAUCCGUCAUUUGUAAAAAUAUUCUUGUUUGUAUUGUCCAUAUGUACGUUGCACACUUCAAUCAUUUAGACCAACUUGAGUUAAUCCCCCAUAUGAAUACACUAGCUAGACAUUUUUUUGCCUUCAGUAAACGGUUUUCUCUCGUUGAUGAUAAACAGUUGGAUGCUCUAGCUUGUUUCAGUCAUACGGCAUUUAAUUCAAGUACUUGA